CGAUUGAAAGUUUGACGGAAAGGACCGAGAAGAUGCGAUUGUUUAUGUCUUAUUUCUGUAACACGUGAAAUAAAAAAUACCUUUGAUUUCUUAUAAAAUAGUUUAAACUCUCCAGUAUAUCUCAAUAAAAUGUCAACAGUUGAUAUGGAACAAGCCAGUGUAGAAACAGAUUUUGUGUCAGUGAAAUCUAAAAAGGCAAAAUCAAGAAAAAGAAAGCGAGAAGAAAAACAAGAACUUGAACAAGUUGAGGAAGCAGAUGAUGCAUCAAGUUCAACAAAUCAAACUUCACAUGCAAUGGACUUAGGCGAUAGCCAGCCAACACCAAACAAAAGACCGAGUUUUCCACCAAUAAGUGGAGACAAAUUAAAAGGUGGAAAAACAGAUUUCAGAAAAGUCCCAGUACCUCAAAAUAGAUAUGGACCUCUAAAGGAGAAUUGGAUGAAAAUAUUUACACCAGUAGUUGAACACCUACAUUUACAGAUCCGAUUUAACCUGAAGUCAAGAAAUGUAGAAAUAAAGACAUGCAAAGACACAAAAGAUAUUGGAGCAUUGCAAAAAGCUGCAGACUUUGUUAAAGCUUUCACUCUUGGUUUUGAAGUUGAUGAUGCUCUUGCCCUUGUCAGACUAGAUGACCUUUAUUUAGAGUCCUUCAAGGUCACAGAUGUUAAACCUUUAAAGGGAGACCACUUGUCAAGAGCUAUUGGUAGACUUGCUGGUAAAAAUGGGAAAACAAAGUUUACAAUAGAAAAUGUGACCAGAUGUAGGAUUGUGUUAGCAGACAGUAAUGUACAUAUUCUGGGGUCUUUCCAAAACAUCAAGGUGGCCAGAACAGCAAUAUGUAAUUUAAUUUUAGGGAGCCCACCAUCAAAGGUAUAUGGAACUAUGAGGUCAAUAGCAGCAAGAUCUGCUGAGAGGUUUUAAGAUAAAAAAAUAAACUAUAAAACAGA
Ruditapes philippinarum (Manila clam) is the source of this 947-nucleotide messenger RNA. RefSeq names its product RNA-binding protein PNO1-like. The record is from RefSeq and is a predicted model, not a curated record. Gene Ontology annotation, cellular component: nucleolus. Gene Ontology annotation, molecular function: RNA binding. Lineage: Eukaryota; Metazoa; Mollusca; Bivalvia; Venerida; Veneridae. The transcript is spliced from 7 exons. Bases 130 to 921 code for a protein of 263 amino acids.